This is a messenger RNA of Arthroderma uncinatum, 1371 nucleotides long. RefSeq names its product cyclin CCL1. The transcript has 2 exons. Gene Ontology annotation, molecular function: cyclin-dependent protein serine/threonine kinase regulator activity. Gene Ontology annotation, biological process: regulation of transcription by RNA polymerase II; regulation of cyclin-dependent protein serine/threonine kinase activity. Gene Ontology annotation, cellular component: transcription factor TFIIK complex; nucleus. Lineage: Eukaryota; Fungi; Ascomycota; Eurotiomycetes; Onygenales; Arthrodermataceae. Bases 1 to 1371 code for a protein of 456 amino acids. The record is from RefSeq and is a predicted model, not a curated record.
AUGCUAGAGGACGACAUAUACCGGACAUCGACGCAAUACCGCCUCUGGUCUUUCACGGAAGACUCCCUCCGGACAAUCAGAGCGAAUACAAAUGCUCUUGCAAGCGAGCGUGUCCGCGCCGCCGUCCGUCGUCUCAGAGAAGCUCGACAACAGUCGACAGCAACUCCCACCCCGGAGCAAGGCACGCCAAAUCCCAACCCCAGCGAUGGCGAGAGAGCUGCUACUCCCGCUCAGACGGCGACUGGAGGCGAGCAGGAGGUAGAAUGCCUCACUCCGGAUGAGGAGUUUGAGCUGGUGCAAUACUAUUGCGAGAAAACCAUGGAGCUAGGCGAUGAAUAUAAACCGCCACUGCCCACGACAGUAAGGGCGACGGCGAUUCAGUACCUUCGACGAUUCUACCUUACAAAUUCCCCAAUGACCUACCACCCGAAAUCCAUUAUGCCGUGCGCCUUGUUCCUUGCUACCAAAACGGAUAACUUCUAUAUGUCACUUCGCUCUUUUACAGAACACAUACCCAAGAUGUCGAUGGAAGAUAUUAUUGCUCCCGAGUUUCUACUCACCCAGGGUCUGCGGUUUACUUUUGACGUGCGGCAUCCGUUCCGUGGACUAGAGGGAGGGAUGAUGGAGUUGAAUGCGAUUGCGAAGGGAGAAGCUACACCAGGGCCUCAUCAUCCUGGACUCACUGUACCUGGGUUGCAGAAAGCAAUACAAUCACUUGCGCCGCCGCCUCCUUCGAUAGCAGGGCCAGUGCCGGCCACACCACUCUCCACGCGAUUAGCAAAGGUACAUCAUAAUACGCGAGAGAUUCUCAAACAUUCUGCGCAAAUGACAGACGUCUACUUCCUCUACACCCCCUCUCAAAUAUGGCUUUCUGCAUUACUCAUUGCCGACAAACCCCUUGCCGAAUUCUAUCUGGAGACCAAACUAGGACCGCCAGCUCCCUCAUCAACCCCUGCUUCAACUUCACCUUCAGCCAUGCUAUCCGCCCUACACGCUAAAUUAAUUCCUAUCCUUCAGUCCUGCUGCGCACUCCUAGCCCCCUAUAUUCAAAAUAACGGAUCCUCAGGCACCGCCCCUGGCCCAAGGCUACGGCAAAUUGGCAGAAAGCUAUAUCACUGCCAGAACCCUGAGAGAAAAGACCUUACUGCUUUGAACAAGUUGCAGAAACAAGGCGGUUCAGCAAUACAAACUGGCACGAAUACUCCGUCAGAAUCCGCUGCGGCUCCUGCCAUUCCUAGCAUCGGCGGUGGUGGCGGCGACGAGCAAGGUUUAGAGAAUGAUAUAGACCGGGCGGCUAAGAAGCGCAAAUUAGAGCGUGAGAAGUUCCAGGGAGAGAAGGAUUCUCUAUUUGGCGGGGAAUUAAGGAAGUGA